Messenger RNA from Zea mays, 1040 nucleotides. RefSeq lists its product as uncharacterized. Bases 101 to 910 code for a protein of 269 amino acids. The record is from RefSeq and is marked predicted. NCBI's taxonomy places the organism in Eukaryota, Viridiplantae, Streptophyta, Magnoliopsida, Poales, Poaceae. The transcript has 2 exons. Gene Ontology annotation, cellular component: plasma membrane. Gene Ontology annotation, molecular function: electron transfer activity.
CGCACACGGCACAGACCCGUUUCGCCUCUUCGACCGCGACUCCCUCCGACCGAGCUGCAGUGCGCGUGCUGCCUGCCUUCCACUGUUCCUGCUUCCAGACAUGGCGGCGAGGCCGGUCGCUCUGGCUCUGCCGCUGCUGGCCCUCGUCUGCGCCCUGGCAGCGUCGGCCGACGCGACGCAGUUCAGGGUGGGCGGGCAGAGUGGGUGGAGCGUGCCGGGCGCCGGCUCCGAGCCCUACAACACCUGGGCGGGGCGACUCCGGUUCCAGAUCGGCGACCAGCUGCUGUUCGUGUACCCCAAGGAGACGGACUCCGUGCUCCUGGUGGACGCCGCCGCCUACAACGCCUGCAACACCUCGUCCUACGUCUCCAGGUUCGACGACGGCAGCACGGUGUUCACGUUCGACCGCUCGGGGGCCUUCUUCUUCGUCAGCGGCAACGAGGCCAGCUGCCGUGCCAACGAGAAGCUCAUCGUCGUCGUCCUCGCCGACCGCUCCGGCAGCCGCACCCCGACGCCAUCAUCCGCGCCGCUGCCGAGCCCGCCCUCGCCUCCUGCUGCUGCCCCCGCACCUGCGACGAGCCCAUCCUCGUCGCCACCCUCGUCCGCUGCUCCCGCAGCCACCCCCACCUCGCCGACGUCCCCAGCUUUAGCUCCGGCGCCUGCCCCCACGACAACCCCUAGCUCGCCACCGGCGCCCGUUCCCACGACAACUCCUAGCUCGCCACCGGCGCCGACUCCGACAACACCAGCAGGAGGAGGCUCCCCACCGCCAACCGCUUCCGCCAGCGCGCCGGCCGCUGAGGGCGGCAGCUCCACAACGCCGCCACAGCCUUCCACGGCUGCCCCCGUUGUCGCGGGCUUCGUCGGCUCGCUCGGCGCCUUCAUCGGUUUCGCCAUGCUUGCCGCAUGAGACCCACGUGUCGUGCUCUUUUCUUUUGCCAGUGAAGAGGGAUCAUUUGUACAAUUGUACUAGCAUUCGCAUUUGUUCAAAUAUUUGUGGAAUAUAAUAAACAAAUACAUGCACGAUUGCUUUUGGUUGU